This is a messenger RNA of Dendronephthya gigantea, 5231 nucleotides long. RefSeq names its product coiled-coil domain-containing protein 171-like. The record is from RefSeq and is a predicted model, not a curated record. The coding region runs from base 1100 to 5092 and encodes 1330 amino acids. The transcript has 30 exons. NCBI's taxonomy places the organism in Eukaryota, Metazoa, Cnidaria, Anthozoa, Malacalcyonacea, Nephtheidae.
UUUUCCAUCUGGUCGGCUGUACUAUAUCUGCCUCAAAUCUGAAGAAACAAAUGUGCAAGAGAAUUGGAAAAUGCGUAUUUGAGCCGAAGUAACGAAUAAACGUUAGCUUUGCUCAAGAUAUGCGCUCUGGUUUUUGGGUAACUUUGCAACAAUCCUACAACAUUUUGCAACAAAAUGUAAUUGUAAACAACGUGUUGUUCCUCGUGCCUGUCACCAAUAGUUCAAUUCUUGCCGUGAUUCUUGCAGUGUCGUGCUGUGAUGGAUUUUGUAUCACGACAAUAAAUCCCGGCAUUCUUAAAAUAAAUUCCACCUGAUGCAAAUCCGUUCAUAAUCUAUGUUUACUUAGCCUGAAGAUAAACCCACUUUCGCAUAAAGUGUGACAUUCCAGUUGGUGGACAGUGCAGAAUAAGGCAGCACAAUGCGGAAUAAGGCAGCACAAUGCAUUGUGGUGAAAUGCACUAUACUUGCGAUGUGGAAAGCGGCCCCAUAAGUGGAAUUCAAGUUGCACUUAUAACAACAAAAACGCGAAAAUUUUACCGACGAUAUUGGAUAUUUGCUUUUUUUCACACACGACCCGACUUUCGAUCCUCCUUAAGUUCAAGUUUUGAGCAGGCUUAUAUCUACCAAUCAGAGUCGAGUUAUUAGUUUUCAUCAGUGAAGUCUAUAUCUGAGGGUAUAUAUAGCUAAAGUCUCUCUCUAUAUAAUUUUUUUCCAAUCAAUUCGGGGAUUACACGCGGGACUACUAGUAUCCCGCAUCGCGCGAGAUUAUUUAAAAAACUGCGGUAAUUCGUUUUUAGAUAGGAAAGCUCAGAAUUAAUGAUAAACAGAUAGUUUUUGCACAAUUUUGUGCUUUUUGGCGUAGGAAAAUCAGAUUUCAUAUUGUUUGGCGUAUGUUAUAAUCUCGAUCCAUCUUUAUGCCAAAUUCAAUGUGAGAUGUUGAGUAUUUUAAAGGAGUUACUGGUAUGAAGAUAAAUGACUGUUGGUAUGCACCAUAUGCUGGAUUAUUGGAGUUGGAUAUACUCGUGUUUGUGUUAUAUUUUAAAAAGAUAGCAAUCCAUGAUCGAAGUUAUCGCUGAUCUUGGAAGAAGAUAAUAUAACUAUGGCCUCUGAACAGAACACUCAUCACAACCAGAGUAACAGUAGCAGCAGUGUUGAUUAUCAACAUAGCGAUGAAAUCAUAAACGAUCAUCCAAGCUCCAGUCAAUAUGAGCAAGAGAUAGAUUCAUUAAAACUAAAGGUGUCCCGUUUGGAAGAAGCCACUGCAGAGAAAAUGAAGAUCUAUAAUGAAGAGAAAAGUACGCUUGAAAGUUCCAUUGUCCGCCUGAGAGCACAAGUUGAACGAGGGGAGACAACUCGACAGAAUUUAGAGUAUGAGUUGACCUUGGCCAAAAAAGCAACAAACCAAGUCAGAAGAUUGGCCGCAGAAAAAGAUUCAGAUACUUUGAAUAAUAUGGGUUUGUUGAAAGACCAACUCUCUCAAGCACAGACAAGACUGGCUAGUGUAGAACAAGAGCUCGCAAAUGUAAAAAAUAUCAGGAAGAAUGAAGCUGGACAGUGGAAGAAACAUCUUCAAACAAAGGAUAUUGAACUUAAUAAAAUGGCAACAAAGCUUGAGGCAUCUCAAAAAGAAUGUGAAAAGCUCAACAAGAUAUUACUGGAACAACAAAAUUCUCUGCUUGAAAUUCAAGAGAAGUGUUCCUCAUUAGAAGCUCAAAGACAAAGUCAGAACAACACGUUACGCCAUCAAGCAAAAGACUUGGAGUUCAGCGCUGAGAGAGAAGAACGACUGAAGAAGGACUUAGAGCAAGCUCGUGAGAGAUUGAAGAGUUUGGAAGAUCAUGUUGAAGCAGAACGAGCAUCGCAUUUAGAAACGAAAUUCAAUUCAGAAAUUGUUCAGUUGCGUGUUCGCGAGUUGGAAACGGAUCUUGAGUCGAAGAUAUCUUCUCUGAACGAAGCAUUGACAACGGUGGACACUUUGACACAACAAAACAGAGAGUUUCAAGAAAGAUUGAAAACAGAGCAGGAGGAAAGAGCGGAAAUCUCGUCAAAGUUGAAGCAACUACAAGAAAAGUACAUACAGGAGAAGAAAAGGACAAAAGAGGAUCAGGCGGAGAAACUGGGGAUUAUUAAAGAAUUAUCCCAACAACUUGAGACUCACCAGCAAAAUUUUGAUAUUCUGAAACGCGAACUUAAUCAGGCAAAAAAACAUCAAAUUGAGUUCGACAACAACCACAUCAAUUGCCUAACAGAACUUCAGACGUUAGUAACUACGUUCGGCCAGUCCAAACAUCUAAAGUCGAAAACAGGUUCUGCUAACAAAGAAAGUCCGUCAUCGUCUUCAUCAACAAUCGCUUUACUUGAUAAACUUCGUCAGAUAAUCUUGGAUCAUGAGACGACAAGAGCGAACGCCGUAAAUGAGGCAAAACAGCUGAAGAUAAUGGUUGAAAAUUUAACGAGGGAAAAUAGUGGUUAUCAGAAUCUCAUGUGGUCGAGAGAUCAAGCGGUGGAGGAUGUUAAACAGGCUGCAAGUCAAGUCAAACAAGAAUUAGCAGAAGCUCGUCAACAACUGGCCAGUAAACAGAAGGAAUGCUCUCAAUUUGAAUUGGAAGUACAAAAUUUGAAAAAAGAAGUGGAUGAAGAACGGAGGAAAAGAGUUAAAUAUAACCAAGAGAUGAUGGAAUCACGAAGCAAACAUGCUGGCGAAAAUCAGACUCGUAUGUCGUUCUUACACACAAUCUACCAAUGUCUGGUUGCUGGACAAUUAUAUAAAUCACCACCAAGUGCUGGCAGUUCAUACGAAGAUUUCUCUUGGGAAGACAUGACGAGGCUUCUCUCUGAUCAGAUUGCUAACCUCAUCACGGAACUGAACAGAUCAAAGGAAAAGGCUGUGCGCAUGGAGGAAACGUUGAACAAGAAAGAUGAUCAUAUUAAAGAGGCUCAGAAUGAACACGAGGCGACUAUUAAAAAGUUAUCGCAAACUCUGAAAGAUCGUGAAAAUUCUUGGAAAACUCAAAGUAAAGAACUUGAAGAGCAUUACGGGAAACUCAUAACAGAUCUUCACCACAGAGUUCAGAAAACGCAGGAAGUCGCAGAUGAAUCCUGGCAGAAUCUGCAACAGUUAAACACGAUCAGGGAGGAACUCGAAGUUCAAAAUAAAACACUUAAAAACUCCCGGAAGAAAUACAUCAAAGAAAAGACAGCGCUCUUAGCAUCUUGUGCAUUACUGGCCGGUACAUUAUGGCCGGCUUUUACUCAGAUUGAGAUCCUUAAGAGUCAAAAACGAUGUCUUUCCGAUAUGAAUUUACGUCUAAAUGAACUGCACGAUCACACAGUGUUUUUAUGCGAUACUUUGAACAGUGAACUUGGUGGAAACGCUGCGCAGGGCACCCAUGCUUUGUUGAAGUUUCGUAUUGGGGUAGUGGCAGUUCUUGCGUUGCAUCGUUUCGUGAAUUUGGCUUUACGUCGAAAGACUGGCAUAACCGUGUCCGGGGGUCCUGUAGAGGGCCUGGAAACGAAGCUGGUGGUGCAUUGUGGAAGAUCAAAGAGUGGUGAGGUUGAAUUUCGAGGUGUUGGAGAGCAGAAGUGUGUAUUCGUUGAGCCUUUGAAGAUCGUCUCUCCUUCUUGGUUUAGCAAUGAACAGCUUCUGUCGCACGUUGUUACUUCUAUGAAUGAACUGUGUGAGAAAUUAGCUAGAAAAGAUGAAAGAGAUUCGGCUGACUCCUGGAGCCCCGAGUCUUCUGUUAGCACGACAAGAAUCGCCAAGCAUUGCUACCAGAGGCUGCUCAGUAAACUUCGUGAUGAAUUUGGCGAUUGUGGCGAUGUUGUGAAUCAAUCUCGCCUUCAAACUAGUCCCAGAAGUAACUUGUCAUUAAUGCUGGCAAAUGGUUUACGAAGAUGCUUGAGAAAGGCAGGAGAGCCUAGAAAACAUCGCUCUACCGACCCCGAGGAGUUGGUUAAGACGCUUCAGGCGUUUGUCUUGGGUCUAACACAACGUCUUCACAAAGUCGAGGUUGAAAGACGUGAUUUGAGAACGAAGGUGAACGAUGUUGAAACGGAGAAUGAUGGUUUGAGAAAAUCUGUUGAAAAAAGACAACUUGAAGAAAAGAGGGCACAUCAAGAUAUUGAAGAUAUGCGAGAGAAAUUGACCUCGACUGUUCCUCGCACAGACUUUGAGAAGCUGUACUCCGAAUUAUCCAACGCUUUAGAGCGAGAAAAGCGAGCUCAGGAUAUCUUGAAUGAACAAUCAGAACAACUGAAAGAUAUGGAGAGACGAUUGCAUACUGUGAACAAAAACAGCGAACAAACAGACAUCACUCUUGCUGAGGCAGUUAAGAAUCUGUCUGAAGCUAAAAUGGAGAUACGUCGGAAGGAACAAAAUGUUCAAAUUGUAACGAAAGAUACACAGUUAGUGGAGAGCGAGAAGCGUUUGCUGCAAGGAAAAUUAAAUGAUGCAGAAAAAGCUAUGACUGGAGCGGCAAGGGAAAAAGAAACUGUUUUACUUUACCUAAAAACCGUCCAGAAAGGUCUGGAAGAAAAUAAAGCCGCCAUUAAACAGACACGACAAGGUUUUUAUGAUCUCUCGAAGUUUUUGUUGAGCGAUGCGAAACCGGGGGGUGACGGUUAUUCACUUGGACCAACGUUAUUAGCAUGUCAGAGUGUUGUGAACGGCUUUCUUGAAGUUCAUCAACAAACAUUAGUCUUGGUCACACAAGUGGAAGCAGAGAAACAGCAGGCGCAACUGAAGAUCGAGAGUUUAGAAAACGAGAUGAAGUCAUGUCGGUCUCACAUCAAUACGUUGAAAGACGAGCUGGCCGCUGCUUGUCAAAGACAAUUGAGUGACGAUGAUCUUUAUCAGUAUCAGGGUGAUGUGCCGGCCACCAUUCCUCCUAACAACAGACAAGAUUCAGUCCAUUUUAUCGAACAAAAUGAUAGCGAGAGUUACAAUCGUGAAUAUGUUCCAUUAAUGAGAUAUGAGUCACUUUCGCCCGUCAAGUCUCCAAGAAAGCCCCAAGAAAAGACGUCUUAUUCGAGACGUGAAACCAAAACGCCAUCUGAUCGUGCAAAUCGAUCAACAAAACCAUCCAACAGGUAGAACAAGAGAACCUGAAGGAACAAUACUAAUAUUAUUUAUACAAAAUGAUUAAAAAAUGCUCGGUUUGUCUGCGUGAAGACUAUACCAAGUGAAUUACCAAACUAACACAGACUAUAGUCUAAAGUCGUUCUUAAAGCUU